Molecule: messenger RNA, 1125 nt
Organism: Hyla sarda
Lineage: Eukaryota; Metazoa; Chordata; Amphibia; Anura; Hylidae
Gene: SMIM29
Product: small integral membrane protein 29
Exons: 5
Coding region: 180-485 (101 amino acids)
Source: RefSeq, a predicted model, not a curated record
GCCACCUUCAACGCGCCACAACAAGCCUCCGCCACUCCCACCACAUAGGCCCCGCCUCCGGCUGCUCAUUGGCUGAGCUCUUGACAUAGUCUUCCGGGUACAAACAGAGGGGCUGAGCAGAGUGCGGAGUUUUGUCUGUGGCAACUUCUAAUCAUCCUCAUGCUCCCUUCACUGCCACUAUGAGUAACUCUACGGAUCCUGGAUCAAGUAAUAUAAAUGGUGAUUCUAUGGGAGGACUUGUUUUGGUACCUUUCUUCCUUAUCACUGUGAUUGGUGUCGUAGUGGCUGUGAUCAUGUAUAUAAAGAAGAGGAAAAGAGUGGACAGACUUAGACAUCAUUUACUACCCCUGUACAGCUAUGAUCCUGCCGAAGAGAUACAUGAAGCAGAACAGGAACUACUAGGUCAAGAGACAAAGGUUGUACAUGGAUGGACAAGUGGCUACCAUCAGUACAAAAGGCCAUCAAUAAGGGAUGUGACAGCAUAAAUAUCCCAGGCUAAGGAAACGGUCUGAACAUGGGUUGGAAGAGCACAGAAACCUCCCAUCAGAGACUUACAGCGGUUCUUCAUUUACAACCAUUUUCUAGUUAAUGUUUUAUUUAAAGAAACCUAUUGUCUUCAUGUGUAUAUACAUAUAUAAUGAUGCAGUGUGGAAGUUUGCAUAUAAAUAUAUAGAGUAUGCUUGUCGGCAUACAUGAUUUUAUCUGGGGCAAAAUUGGACAAUUUGUUCAAUACCCUAAGGCUAUGUUUACGCGGCAGAAUUUCUGCACAAAAUUCUGCAGUAAAUUCCGCAGAAAUGAAUUGCCCAUUCACGUCAAUAGGAAUCAGCUGUCCCAUUCAUUCAAACAGCAGAAUUUCCAUUGGAGUGUAUUGGCUACAAAUUCAUGCAGAAAUUCUGGUGUGUGAACAUGGCCUUAGGUCGGAUUCACACGGCAGAACUUGUGCACUGAAUUCUGCGUGAAUUUAUAGCUAAUACACUUCAGUGAGAUUCCGCUGUCCCAUUCACACAACAGAAUUUCUGCUGCAGAAAUUCCUUUGAAGUAAAUGGGCUAUACGGGGGAGAUUUGUCAAAACCUGUGCUGAGGAAAAGUUGCCCAUAGCAACCAAUCAGAUUGCUUCUUUCAUAU